Anoplophora glabripennis (Asian longhorned beetle) is the source of this 753-nucleotide messenger RNA. RefSeq lists its product as uncharacterized. The transcript has 3 exons. NCBI's taxonomy places the organism in Eukaryota, Metazoa, Arthropoda, Insecta, Coleoptera, Cerambycidae. The record is from RefSeq and is a predicted model, not a curated record. Gene Ontology annotation, molecular function: DNA binding. Gene Ontology annotation, biological process: DNA integration; DNA recombination. The coding region runs from base 1 to 753 and encodes 250 amino acids.
AUGAAGAAAUGCAAAACUAUUACAGAGGAUGUAAUUUUAGCUUACUUGGUGCAAAAAUCUGAAACUGUCAAAUCCUCUACCCUGUGGAGCAUGUACUCUAUGUUGAAAAGUACCAUUUUAGUGAAGAAAAAUGUAAACAUAGCCACUUUCCCAAAGGUAAUCGCAUUUCUUAAAAGGAGGAAUGUUGGUUAUAAAGCAAAUAAAUCAGAAGUCUUCAGCAGCGAGCAAAUCAACAAAUUCAUUAGAGAAGCAGAUAAUGAAACAUAUCUAAUGCUAAAGGUAGCAACAAUUAUUGGGUUAGCCGGUGCGUGUAGACGGGAAGAACUAACAAAAAUGUCAAUUGAUCUAAUAAACGACAAAGAAGAUAUGUUGCUCGUGAAAAUACCAGAUUCUAAAACACAUAUUGAGAGAAAUUUUGUUGUAAUUGGGCAAGAAAACCUGCUGUUGUAUAGGCAAUAUUUAUCUUUACGGCCAUCCCAUACUCCACAUAACAGAUUAUUCGUGAAUUACAAAAAAGGAAAAUGUUCGAUUCAGCCCGUUGGUAUCCACAGUUUUGGGAAUCUCGGAUUAAGAAUUGCAGAAUUUUUAAAUUUACCCAAUCCUAAAAAUUACACAGGCCAUAGCAUGCGUCGAACUUCAGCGACGAUAUUUGCUGAUAAUGGUGGAAACAUCACAAAUUUGAAGAGACACGGUGGCUGGAAGUCUACCAAUGUCGCUGAAGGACUUCCAGGACUCGCCUACGGCUCGUCCUAG